This is a messenger RNA of Symbiodinium sp. CCMP2456, 2433 nucleotides long. NCBI's taxonomy places the organism in Eukaryota, Dinophyceae, Suessiales, Symbiodiniaceae. The record is from the annotation of a GenBank genome assembly.
AUGGCAGAUCUCGGCUUCAAGCGUCUUAUUAAGAGCGACCCUAACCUCUACUUCCAUUCUGAGUUUAAGGUGUACCUCCUCUGCUACGUAGAUGAUGUACUUCUCUUCGGAGCAAAGGAGCCGUGUGAACACCUGUUUGCUAAACUUCAGGAACGUCUUCUUUUGAGACGGGAAGGAAUGCUUCAGCCGGGGGAGAGUAUCAACUUCCUAGGUAGAUGCAUCACUCGACGCGAAGAUGCAAUUGAGAUUUCCAUGCCUACUUCCUACGUAGACAAGAUCCUGGAGAAGUAUGAUCUUCAAAGCUGUAGGCACAGUCCUGUUCCUGGGAAUGAUGCACUUCGCAAGCAAAUCGAAUCCGAAGCACUGCUAGAUGCGGCUGAGCAUCGUAGAUACCGACGUGUUGUAGGAACUGUCUCGGGGAUGACUGAGGACCACAAGGCCAAGGUCAAGAUGAUACUUCGCUACCUUGCAGGAAGCAAGGCUUGCGUCUUGACACUUCGUCCGAGGGUCAAGCUUCGUCCGGAGAUGACUUCUCUUGAUGUGGUAGCGUAUGUAGACAGUGAUUGGGCUGGCUGUGUGCGCACUAGGAAGAGUACUUCGGGUGUGUCGGUGUUCUUCAAUGGAUGUUUGCUUACUUCGCAAACCCGCACCCAGCAGACGAUUGCCACUUCGUCUGGAGAAGCCGAGCUUUAUAGCAUCGGCCUGGGCACUUCGGAAUGCCUUUUCUUGAAAUCACUUCUGCUCGACAUGAACAUCGCUUCGCGCGUGAACAUUCGUGUUUUUACCGAUUCGUCCGCCGGGAAAAGCAUGUCGACACGCUUCGGUGUACUUCAGGUAAAGAAGGUAGCCGGUACUUCGAAUCCUGCAGAUGUGCUGACAAAGUAUGUUUCACGUGAGGACUUCAUGGCCGCCGCUCGUUUGGCUGCGACUUCGUGCCUCACUUCGCUUGCUGCCAUGGGCGCUGCUUGUGUUUACUUCGGGCUGGGUUCUUGGCAACCUCUUUUGGAUAUUCGUUUCUGCAUGGAUGGUUUGCGAACUUCACACCGCAUUGCGCCGAUCUUUUACUACAUACCGGAUUGCGCCCACUUCGGUUGGGACAUGGUUUUUUUCUUUGAAGACUUCUUUGCCAUGGGCAUUUUCAGUGGCUUCAGCUUCUACUUCGACUUCACCGGAGAGAUGGCACCCCAGCAACAGCAACUUCCGGCGCCCAAGGCCGCGAGCAUCAGUUGUCAGUUCUACGUGCCGAAUCCGCACUUCGAGAGGGAUGAGCAUCCUCCUCGAGUUCCCACUCGACUUCUUCCUGGGAACAUCUGGAUGGACCUUCGCUAUGCGUCGAGUCACUUCGAGACGAUUUGCGGACUUCACCCCCAGCACUUCAGGGUUCUACUUCGUGCCGCAGACAUGCUACAGGUGCACUUCUAUGUGUCAGAGGCAGCCCGACUUCUCGGGCGCGGGACAUCCCACUUCGGGCGGGACCACUUCGCGGGCAUGAGCUACUUCUCCACGGACAACGUGCGCUACACGCACUUCAAGAAUGCCGCUGACUUCUUGGAGUCACUUCGUCAGGGCCGCCGGGUCAGCAAACUUCUGCUGCCGGGGACACCAGACUUCAGGUUUGUGUAUGCAGCACUUCAACUUCAGCCUGGGGUGGAAAACCCCAUGGUGACGGCACUUCAGGCGACUUCGUUGUUCCCAGAGCUCUUCGCUCGGAGCACUUCGUACGUCGCCAACGAGAACGACUUCUGCUUGAACUUCAAGGCGAGCUACGUCGCGCCCAACUUCAGAGAUGACUUCGGCGAACUUUCGGUGCGGCUGUGGUUCUGCACUUCGCUGAACCUACUUCUGAUGCUCACUUCCCGCGCAGGCAAUGGACCACUUCGGCUGACCAGUGAACUUCAACCGUUCUCUGUGGACAUGCUCAACUUCUGCUUCUGCUCUCGCUCGGCAGUGUGGUUGGCGAGCUUCGGUCUUCAACUUCUGUUGGAAACUGCUCCUGCCGAGGUGCUCAACUUCAUCGAGAACAACUACUUCAGGUGCUGGAACCGACGCUACGUCGACUACGUCAUCAACGUUCCAGGCCGAGACUUCUUGAUGUUGCCGCAUCACAUGGAUUCGCUUGCAAUCAUCCGACUUCCUGGAAACUUCCAGCAGUUCUUUGACCUCGUGUGGUCGAAGACUUCGCAUGGAACCAAUCGGUUCAUGCACGUGCCGAUGAGGAGGAGCGACUUCCAAAGGUUCCAGGACACUUCGGAAGAGGACUCGUGGAUCUCCAGGAAGUUGGCAGUGCAACUUCUGAGAGCUCGCUACCAAGACUUCAGCCGGUGGCAUCGUAGUGACUUCAUGUGUACAGUCACUUCGCAGUGGGUAUAUCCCACUUCAGUGAUCGUUUGGAGGACUUCCAACUUCACUCAAUCCUUCCUUUUGCUUGGUUGA